AAUCUGAAUCUAAAUCUGCUCAACUCCUAGACACUACGUACACGCCGUUUUCAUCCCUUCUAUUAAUUGGAAUCAUCCAUCAAAUAAGUCAAAAGCUAGAAAAUCACAGCCAGCUUGCCACAUUUGCGCUAGUUACGUUGUAUUAUAACGAGAAGUACAUAAAGUUUUUACCCUUUUCAGUCUCAUUUGGUCAUCUUCAUCUAUAACAUGCAUAGAUGAAGGGGAAGAAGACGAGCUGAAAAACAUUCACUGUAACCAAAAAUCUCAGCUCAGGCGACCAUGAAGCCAUCCCAGUGUAUCAUUCAAAGCUCGCUCCCUGAUGAUAUUGCCCUCAAGAUUGCUUCAUUCCUUGAGGAACCAGAAGUUUGUGCUUUGGGCAGUUGUUCUCGGUUUUGGAAAAACUUAUGUGGGUCGGACUGCAUAUGGGAAUCUCUUACAAGACAGAGAUGGCCGCUUCUGCCCGUAUUCAAUGAACCUUCUGUAACUGGAUGGAAGGGAUUAUAUAUGAAGCAGCAUAAUGAGAUGGCAACUGGAACAAGUGAUGUUGUUAAGUAUGUGGAGCAAUGUAUGCGAUCAGAUUCAUUAGAGGUUGGAGAUUAUUUGCAAGCAGUUGAAGACCUGAACGCUAUGCAGCUUGGAUUCAAAGAUGUGCAGAUGUUUCUGUUUAAGUCGAAACUGAAUGUGCUGCUUAACUUGGUCGGCUUGCACUACUGCAUUUUCUGGCUCAAAAUGCCGCCUGAGAUUGUAAUGGAAGCUAUUCAGAGUCGCAAGAUUUCAGAGCGUCAAGUAUGUGUUAAAUGGUGGAAGCUUGGCAGAUGGUUCUAUGGCUUCCGGAUGCGGGAUGAAUCUCGUUCCCAUCGUGUCUCUCUAGCAGAUCUUGCAAUGACAAAAGAGGCAGAGGUUCUAGGAGUGCUUCACCGCGGUGCCAUUCAUGAGGUUUUACGAGUUCAAAUCUCUUUCGUGAAUCCUUCAUGCACCCCAUGGUGUUGUCAAAGUUCCCAGGCACUGGGUUAAAAAAGUUACAAUGAUGCACAUGUCUGCAUAAGCUUCUAUUAUCGCUGUAUAGCUAGUCUAAAAUGUAUCUCAAGUAUGUGUGUAUUUAUGUCAUAAUUCAUAAAUAUAUUAAUAAAUAUAUAGCCAAUUGUAUCAUAUUGAUGAUCUUUGAAAUAUCAUUUCCAAAGAAAGUUUGAUUAAAA
Molecule: messenger RNA, 1196 nt
Organism: Mangifera indica (mango)
Lineage: Eukaryota; Viridiplantae; Streptophyta; Magnoliopsida; Sapindales; Anacardiaceae
Exons: 4
Coding region: 280-1014 (244 amino acids)
Biological process (GO): protein polyubiquitination; SCF-dependent proteasomal ubiquitin-dependent protein catabolic process
Cellular component (GO): SCF ubiquitin ligase complex
Molecular function (GO): protein binding
Source: RefSeq, a predicted model, not a curated record